Messenger RNA from Drosophila santomea, 788 nucleotides. RefSeq lists its product as uncharacterized. NCBI's taxonomy places the organism in Eukaryota, Metazoa, Arthropoda, Insecta, Diptera, Drosophilidae. The record is from RefSeq and is a predicted model, not a curated record. Bases 69 to 788 code for a protein of 239 amino acids. The transcript has a single exon.
GUACAAGUUAACGGCACACCUAUCGUUUAAAAAUAAAGUGUAAAUAAAUAUUCAAAGAUCGUACAAAAAUGCCAGUUAAAUCAUGCGACAGCGACUCCGACUCUGAGGAUGACGCCCAGAUGCGCCAGUUCCUGGAGGCGGCGGACACCACGCUGCUAACAAAUGCCAUGUUUCAAUCGCAGCCAAAGUCGGAUGGGGGCAAAGCAGCCAACGAGGAGCAGUCGGUGGCCACCAAGAAAAACGAUGCACCACCGGUCAAAAGUGAACGCUACGUGGAGGAUCAGGACGCGCCGGCCAGCGAUUUGCAAAUCUCUCAGGAGAUGCAAACGCACAUCUGGAGCAGGCUGAGUGGCAUUAUCCAGGAGCAAAUCGAGUUCUCCCUGGAUGCCCCCAAAUGCGUGGCCAAACGGAAGCCGCCACCCGACAAAGUGAAGCUAGUGUCCAAUGCCGAUUGCUAUUUGAUCGCUGAUUUGGUGGUGGAAGGUCCUGCGGGUCCGAAAAAGAAACCCACCAUCAGGAGACGGACCCCCAAAGAGGACCAUUCUGCGCCCGAAGCUCUGGACUCUGUGGUGGUCACUGGUGAGUCCAUACUGGAAGGCAAGGACCUGCUCGCCUGGGCACAGAAAAAAUCGCGCCACGACAAACUCUUUCAGUACAGAGCCAGCGAUCCGAAUGCAACCAAGCUGGUGGCCAUUGAACCCACCAACGAGUUCACCAAGCGGAGGCGACAAAACAACUGGAACGAGUCCAGGAUAAGCAAAAAGAAAAGUAAUAAACAAAAGAAGUAG